This is a messenger RNA of Pectinophora gossypiella (pink bollworm), 2892 nucleotides long. Its product is annotated as zinc finger protein 83-like. Gene Ontology annotation, biological process: regulation of transcription by RNA polymerase II. Gene Ontology annotation, cellular component: nucleus. The record is from RefSeq and is a predicted model, not a curated record. NCBI's taxonomy places the organism in Eukaryota, Metazoa, Arthropoda, Insecta, Lepidoptera, Gelechiidae. The transcript has 15 exons. Bases 246 to 2084 code for a protein of 612 amino acids. Gene Ontology annotation, molecular function: DNA-binding transcription factor activity, RNA polymerase II-specific; zinc ion binding; RNA polymerase II transcription regulatory region sequence-specific DNA binding.
AAAAAAAAACAAUAAUUGCAAUGGCGGCGAUUUGUUUUGUUGUAUGUUUUUUGAAAUCGUAAUGUUUUUGUGAACCUUUCUAACUGGAUACUUGUAUGCCGUCUAUGUUGACUUGAAGCAAGGAGCUAACUAUAAAAAUGCUAACUGAAGUUGAAAAACAGCACCUUAUAAGAAAAUUUCGUUGAAAUUCGAAAUGAAAGUUUACAAUUCUGUGUACGUGGUGUUCCUCUUGUCUGAUCAAUAAAAUGGAGAAUAAGGAAGAAGUAGUCGACAAGUUACUAUGCAUGUCGUGUUUAUGCGUCGGCAGGGUGCUCCACAGUGUGAAAGACCUUCGAAUGCAGCAGUAUUACCUCCAAACUUUGAAUGAAAUUCCUCUAUGUAAUGUACCUCAAAUAUGUCCAAACAUAUGCUGGGAGUGCAUGGCGUUGCUCAGGAAGGCAGUCUCCUUCAGGGAGCAGGUGAAGGACUCCUACAGGAUACUCCAGACUUAUACUAAUGAGACCUUCCACGAAUGUCUUCUGACCGACAUAACGCGGCCUCCUCGCAUGAAGGUCGCCAGCACCGACCCUGUGUCCAUACCGCCAUCAUCAACUGAUGACAAGAAGGAACAUGAUGAUGAUGAUAAAAGAGAAUUUGAUGAUGAUAAAACUAACACAUUUGAUAUGCAACUAGUUUAUGUUAAAGAGGAGGUUAAGAAUGAAUGGAAUGGAGUUUUGGACGAGGUAACACCAUCAGAUGACGACCAUCCUCUCUCAGACUGUAUAGAUGCAGGAGAGACAGAGAUAGAGGUACCACUCCUUCUCCCUCUACCAAGAAAGAGAGACAAGAAAAAGAGAAGCAAAACAGAAGACAAGAUUAAAAGAGAAAAGAAAGUGGUUAAGAGAGUAAAGACUGGAAAAAAGCCCACGAAACGGCCAAAACCGGAAUCGGAGCAGAAGAUCCUUACAAUAGAGUUGUCCUAUGAGGAGAUGGUCCUAGAGAGGGCGAAAGAGGCGGCAAAGGAGGGCUAUUUGAACGCGGAGUACAAGUGUAACUCGUGCCUCAUAGGGUUCAACUACUUGAAGUCGUACCAGAGCCACAUGGCUACGAAACAUUCACCGGAUCUAGGCAACUCGUGUUGUCCGAUUUGCAAGACUGUUAUAUCCUCAGUGGAGUCCUUCACUGCUCACUAUAAGAGGCAUAUGAGAAGAUAUGAAUGCAGUAUCUGCCACAAGCGCACGAUGGACCUGAAGGUCAUGCAGCAGCAUUACUACUCCGCACACGAGAUAUCACUCAAGGAGUACAAAUGCAAUCUAUGCGGGAAGAUAUCAAACUCAAUAGACACGCAUCGUUACCACAAGGACACGCACAAGGCUCGCGUGCAAUGCCCCGAGUGUGACAAGACGUUCACACACCGCGCCGGGCUCAUGAACCAUCGCCUUGCGGUGCACGAACUGCAUAACGAGUUUCCCUGUCAGGAAUGUGGCAAGGUCUUCCGGUGGAAGACCAGCCUCAAGAGACACCUCGACAAGCAUGAUGUCAAGGACAACCAGGACGCCUCUUCGGCUGCGUUCUGCUCCUCCUGCGAGAUAGGCUUCUCCUCAGUGAGCUCCUACCAGAGACAUCUCAGGAACAGCCUCAAACAUGUCACGCCGCACCAACUAAGGUUCAUUUGUGACCACUGCAACCGUCGGUUCGCGGAUAAAACAAAACUCCGGGACCACAUCGAGGAGAAACAUCUUCACAAGACUUACCAGUGUCCAAUUUGUUUCAAGCCAUCAAAGAAUCGUGUCGGCCUAGACCAGCACAUCAGAAACGUCCACAAGGGGAGACCAAAUAACAAGAUUUGCCAUCACUGUGGCAAAGGAUUCCCGACUAAAGUCCAACUGGAGUCCCAUAUCCGAACGCACACAGGAGAGCGUCCUUUCAUCUGCGAAUACUGCCCCACGACAUUCUCCCAACAAUCCAACUUGUACAAGCACUUUAGACAGGUACACUUGAAUAUAAAAUCGAAGCGGUACCCACUAUCGAAGAAGUGCGACGUACCACCCAACAACCCACAACCCUCGAUACAUUACUCACCAGAACGGGGAUUCCUACUCUGAUCUUCUUCUAUCGUUUGGGUUGUGAGGUGAAGUACCAACCUCAUCAACCCUGGCGUCAGGGUUACUAUUGACCCGCCAAAGGCCCCUGACAUGACUCAUGUAACGAUUACUCACUUACAUUAGUAGUAACCAGGGCUAACGGCUUAACGUGCCUUCCGAAGCAUGGAUCAUCAUACUUUCGGACAGUCAGAUGAUCAGCCUGUAUGUCCUAACCAAACUAGGGAUCACAGUGUAUUCUGUGUUUUCCAACCGGGAUUCGAACCCCGGGACCUCCGGAUCGUGAGCCCAACUCUCAACCACUGGACCACAGAGGCCUAUCUGAUGAUUCAGCUCAUGAUUCUGAGUUAAUAUAAAGUGGAAUUUUCCAUCGCAAAAGUAUAGAAUUGAAAAUAAUUUAAAAAUACAUGAAUUUUGCGACGGAAAAUUCCACUUGAUAUUAACUCGGAAUCAUGGUCUGAAUCAUCCCCCUGAGUAUUCUUUACGAUGUCACGUGUUACUCGCGAUGUUUUAAGGUAUGUGGCCUAACCUGUAUUGGGCUGGUUUUCCCUUCGCGGGUCGGAAGGUCAGCAAAACUAACUACGCACUCUUCAAAGAUUUGGCGGCAAGGGUGAGCUGUCGCCAAAGGAUGUUUUCGUGGUACCGAACUGAGCAUAGUACCCCGCUAGCCACAAGUUUGUAGUGUGACUAGGGAUCGACGAUCCGACAGUGUUGUGUUGGAAGUUGUAUAUAUGCGUCUUGCCAUGGAAACUUCGAUACCGCGUUUCAGGACUGCUUGAAGACUGCAUUAUUGAAUGUGGCGCACUCUGUU